This is a messenger RNA of Anoplophora glabripennis (Asian longhorned beetle), 3153 nucleotides long. RefSeq names its product programmed cell death 6-interacting protein (gene ALiX). Gene Ontology annotation, cellular component: endosome. The record is from RefSeq and is a predicted model, not a curated record. NCBI's taxonomy places the organism in Eukaryota, Metazoa, Arthropoda, Insecta, Coleoptera, Cerambycidae. Gene Ontology annotation, biological process: mitotic cytokinesis. Gene Ontology annotation, molecular function: protein binding. The transcript is spliced from 14 exons. Bases 102 to 2669 code for a protein of 855 amino acids.
UUGUCUCUGUUCUCCAUUCUUUGCGCCUUGCGGUUUUUAUUUUUGUGGUGACAGCAUAGCGUUCAAGUGCAAGUGACAGUUGUAACUUGUGAUUCAUAAAAAUGGCAGAACUAAUAUCGGUGCCGUUAAAGAAACCGAGCGAAGUUGACAUCGUUAAGCCGCUAAAAAACUUGAUCCAGUCCAGGUACAGCACAGCAGACAAACCGGAAGACUGUUCAGACGCAAUAAAUGAGUUCUCAAAGCUUAGAAACAACGCUAUAUGGAAGGCCUUUGAGAAGUAUGAGAGUUCACUGGAAAUUAUUUAUGGUUAUUAUGAUCAAAUAGUGAGCCUGGAAAGCAAAAUUCCUUCACAGGAACUCCAGGUUCCAUUUAAGUGGAAAGAUGCUUUUGAUAGAGGAAAUAUUUUUGGAAGCAGGAUGAGUUUGACAAUUCCUUCACUGAGCUAUGAAAAAGUUUGUGUUUUGUUCAACAUUGCAGCCCUGCAAAGUGGUGUGGCUGCAGCACAAAGUAUGGAAAGUGAUGAUGGAUUGAAAUUCGCAGCUAAAUUGUUACAGCAAGCCUCAGGAAUCUUCAACCACUUAAAAUCCACAGUGAUGCUCUCAAUCCAGCAAGAUCCUACACCGGAUUUGAAUCCAGAUACACUGGGAGCACUAUCUCAAUUGAUGUUAGCACAGGCUCAACAAAUAUUCGUCCACAAAGCCAUUCAUGACAACAUGAAAGAUUCAAUAGUUGCGAAAUUGGCCUCGCAGUGUGAAGACCUGUACGCAGAAUGCCUCAAGGUAUUCCAAAGGGAAAAUUUGAAGCCUAUAUGGGACAAGGAUUGGGUCCCUAUAAUUGCAGGUAAACAAGCAGCUUUGGGCGCAGUUGCUGAAUUGUAUCAAAGUCUAGUCUGCAAAGCCAACAAGAACAUUGGCGAGGAAAUUUCACGUCUUCAGCGUUCUACCGAGUUGUUUAAAGCUGCCCAAUCGAGAGCAGGUAGGGCAUUGUUUGAAGAUUUGGCCUCCAAAGCUGAAAGGAACCUGACCGAGGCCAGGAAGGAUAACGAUUUUAUCUACCAUGAGAGGAUUCCGGAUAUCAAGGCAGUCGAUCCCAUAGGAAAGGCACAACCGGCUAAAGUCCUUCAGUUGUCGCACCCAAUGAGCCAGAACUUCAAAGAUCUGUUCAAUGAAUUGGUGCCCGUCCCAGUGCACCAAGCUUUGGCAUCCUAUGAUUUGCGUAAAACUGAAAUUGUCAACACGGAAAUCACUAGAUUAAGGGAGGCUACUCAGCAGUUGAAUGGGCUGUUGGCAAGCCUGAAUCUGCCGGCCGCUAUUGAAGUUACUGGAGGGGGCAGCGACGUACCCCCCUCCAUUCUGGAAAAGGCCAGCGUUGUUAGCUCAAUGGGAGGCAUUUCGGAAGUGGAGAGGAUGAUAACGGAGUUACCCGAGUUGCUCAAGAGGAACCAAGAUAUCUUAGAUGAGACUGACAGGAUGUUGAAUGAGGAGAAAUCCGCGGACGACGCCUUAAGGCAACAAUUCAAAGAGAAGUGGACGAGGACCCCCUCUGACAAAUUAACCGGUACAUUCAUUUCCAACGCGGCCAAAUACAGGCAGAUAAUCAACAACGCUGUCCAAGCCGAUAAGGUUGUCCGUGAUAAAUUCGAGACCCACAAGUACUUCAUGGAACUGCUGAGCGCCGGUCCCGGUUCCAUAGAGGCAGCUCUGCCCAGCGGAACUUCCGGAAAUGUGGCCGAUAGUUCGUCUGCGGCUACUUUGAGACAACUUAUGGAGGAAGUUGAAACGGUGAAAGCGGAGAGGGAAGCGAUCGAGUCCGAGUUGAAAAGCGCCACCACCGACAUGAAGGAUAAGUUCCUCUCGGCUUUGGCUAAGGACGGGGCUAUAAACGAACCGGCUAUUUCUUUUGAAAUUUUAGGUCAGACGUACGGUUCCUUGCAGAAACAAGUCUCUGAGAGUAUUGAGAAGCAGACUUUGCUGAUUAACAGAAUUAAGGAUUCUCAUACUCAGUUCAUGUCUGAGACCGGAUCGACGACUGGCGGAAGAGAAAAGAUGUUGAGCCAGCUCGCUUCCGCCCACGAUAUUUUCAGAGACCUCCAGAAUAACUUGAAGGAGGGCACAAAGUUCUACAAUGAUCUAACUCAAAUGCUGGUCACCUUCCAAAAUAAAGUGACGGACUUCUGCUUCGCCAGAAAAACCGAGAAGGAGGAGCUGCUCAAAGACCUCACGCAAGCGUCCAGCAGGUCGGGUCCGGCUCCAACUCCUACCACCCCCAGCUAUUACGGUACAGAGCCAAAGAGGGAGGCUCCCGCAGCGCCAACCCCGUCUACACCUUCUGUCCCGAAUCCCACUGCGCAAGUACCGACAACACUGCCUUAUCCAGUGUAUGUGCAGGGGAUGCCCGUGCCAUUUGGAGCUUCCAGCAGCGCUCCGUACCCAGCGUACGCUCCUCCGCCGAUGCCGCAGGGUUACAACCCGUACGGUACUAUGCCUUACCCAACAUCUUAUCAAUUCCCGCAAGGUCCUCAAGGGUAUCAGGGCCAUCCAGUCAGCGGAUACCCGCAGCCCGGUCAGCCAGGCCAGCCGGGGUAUCCCAAUCAACCGGGCGGUUAUCCAAACUGCCCUCCCGGAACUUUCCCACCGGGAUCUUAUCCAUCCAACCCUAACCCAUGGUAAAUCCGAAUACGAUAAAACUACUGUCCCUUAUAAUUAGCGUUAUCGGUUUUUAUGUGACCAGAUUUUAGGCGAAGGUUAAUUUCAUUUUUGAUAGGGGAAUACCGUAACAACCAUUAAGCAAAAAGUAACACGAAUAAAAUGAGAAAGUAAUAAUAUACGGCCUUAUAAUAUUGUGAUAUGAUUUGGGGGGGUUUCUACGCAAAAGUCUGAGUGUGUCUAUCUGGUCAUGUAAGAAUUAGGUUUAUUUUAGAUAGAUGCUAUUACCUAUUAUGAAUAUUAUCAUUAUUAUUAUAUCAAGUCGUAAGUAGUUACGUGUAUACUUUUAUCCAACUAAAAAAAUUAUGUGGUUACUGAAAUUUUUGUAAAUCGUUUACUAUAUUGUUAAUUUUUUAAUGUUGAAUAUUUUUGUAUGAUUAUGUACUGCGGCACGGGCUCGUGCCUAUUUAAAUAUAAAUAUUAUAUUAAGUAUGCCUAAUAAAGCAAA